GAAAAGUUACAGAGGAACUCCCACUGUGAAAAUUUACCCGUCCAGCGUUGGUGUCCGUCCGUUCAACAGGCAUUUAUCUUUGGAACAACCGUGGCACCGGAGCUAAUAAAAUUUUAAACCGCAAGAGUAAUUUUAACGAAGAAACCAGCAUUAUCUGCACAUUCCUGAAGUUUACAGACUGUCGAGCAAAGAUGUUUCAGAUAAAACGGAUCUGUUGCAUUGGAGCUGGAUAUGUAGGAGGCCCAACGUGCAGUGUCAUCGCCCAUAUGUGUCCAGAGAUCACGGUGACUGUGGUGGACGUUAAUGAGUCCCGCAUCAAAGCCUGGAACUCUGACACAUUACCCAUUUAUGAGCCGGGACUGAAAGAGGUGGUUGAAUCAUGCAGAGGGAAAAAUUUAUUUUUUUCUACAGACAUAGACUCAGCCAUUAGGGAUGCUGACCUCGUUUUUAUCUCUGUGAACACCCCGACCAAGACCUACGGGAUGGGGAAGGGUCGCGCGGCUGACCUGAAGUUCAUUGAGGCAUGUGCUCGGCGGAUUGUGGAGGUGUCUGAUGGCUACAAGAUUGUCACGGAGAAGAGCACGGUCCCCGUACGAGCUGCUGAAAGCAUCAGACGGAUAUUUGAUGCCAAUACCAAACCCAGCCUCAACCUGCAGGUGCUGUCCAACCCAGAGUUCCUCGCAGAAGGGACAGCAGUGCGGGAUCUGAAGGAGCCAGACCGCGUCCUGAUUGGUGGAGAUGAAACAGCUGAAGGCCAAAGGGCAAUCAAAGCGCUUUGUGCUGUGUAUGAACACUGGGUCCCCAAAACACGAAUCAUCACCACCAACACUUGGUCAUCUGAGCUCUCCAAACUGGCAGCCAAUGCUUUUCUGGCCCAGCGAAUCAGCAGCAUUAACAGCAUCAGUGCUCUGUGCGAGGCCACAGGAGCUGACGUGGAAGAGGUUGCCAAGGCAAUUGGUAUGGAUCAGCGAAUAGGCAGCAAGUUCCUUAAAGCCAGCGUUGGUUUCGGUGGAAGCUGCUUCCAGAAAGAUGUCCUUAAUCUGGUUUAUCUGUGUGAGGCCCUCAACCUGCCGGAGGUGGCUUCUUACUGGCAGCAGGUGAUCGACAUGAAUGAGUAUCAAAGGCGCCGCUUUGCCUGCAGGAUCAUCGACUGUCUGUUCAACACUGUAACUGGAAAAAAGAUUGCUCUGCUGGGCUUCUCCUUUAAAAAAGACACCGGUGACACAAGAGAGUCAUCCAGUAUUUACAUAUCAAAGUAUCUGAUGGAUGAGGGAGCCAAGCUGUUCAUCUAUGACCCCAAAGUUCUUAAGGAGCAAAUCAUUCAUGACCUCUCCCAGCCCAACAUCUCGGAGGACAACCCAGAAAGAGUGUCUGAGCUGGUGACUGUGACUUCAGACCCAUAUGAGGCUUGCCAGAGUGCACAUGCACUGGUCAUCUGCACUGAGUGGGACAUGUUUAAGGAACUGGACUAUGAGAAAAUCUACAAGAAGAUGCUGAAGCCGGCCUUCAUAUUCGAUGGUCGCAGAGUUCUGGACCACCUCCACGAUCAGCUCCACUGCAUCGGCUUCCAGAUUGAAACCAUUGGCAAGAAAGUGACGGCAGCACGAAUCCCCUACACCCCGGCAACCACUUGUCCUCGCAUCGCCGGCCCUGAACCUGCCACCAAGAAGGCAAAAGUCUAAAGCCGAUUCUUCCCCCACACGACACGCAACACAUUCCUCUCAAAGCCUUUUCAUUUCAACAGCAGAGGGAAGGAAGCUGAACUCGGUUUCCUGCCUCCUCUGUUCCUCUUCAUGAUCAGGAGGGUUAAACUAGCUGCUCCCUGCAGUGGGAAGGGAAGAUGGGGAAAUCUUGAAUCAUAGUAUUAAUUGAAUGUUUAGAAAUAUGUUCUUUGAUCUAUUCCAGAUACAGUUAACGUUUUACAUGCUGAAUAAUAUUUAGCAAACGUCUGCUGUACUCACUUUAAAGGAACACUAUUAAAUGGGCUUAUUUACAUUAUGUACUAUAUAAUCAAGUAUGAUUAAAAAUGCUCAAUUUUUAUACAUUUUAAUAUACAUAUUUUUAUAAAUCAUCUUACUGUAUGUUGGUCUGUGUGUCUUCUGCAUCAGUGAAUGUUUACCAAAAGGGCCAAUGCAAUAAAGUGUGAUGUCCUU
Molecule: messenger RNA, 2153 nt
Organism: Melanotaenia boesemani (Boeseman's rainbowfish)
Lineage: Eukaryota; Metazoa; Chordata; Actinopteri; Atheriniformes; Melanotaeniidae
Gene: ugdh
Product: UDP-glucose 6-dehydrogenase
Exons: 12
Coding region: 192-1682 (496 amino acids)
Biological process (GO): glycosaminoglycan biosynthetic process
Cellular component (GO): cytosol; nucleus
Molecular function (GO): NAD binding; UDP-glucose 6-dehydrogenase activity
Source: RefSeq, a predicted model, not a curated record